AUGAAAACAAUAACAAUAGAUCAACCGAUAAACCUGCAAGUAGUGAAAUUGGAACUAGAUUUUUCAUCGCUUUACGUUCCAAAACCGGAUCCAAAGAGAAAAUGUAAAAAAGUUGAAAUACCAAAAGUGAACUGCAGCAGAGAAAAACAAAUAAAUAUACCAUCACCGCCGCCACUCAAAAAAUAUCAACAGAAACAAGACGUGAAGCAUUUAAUAGAAGCGUUACUAAACGAUAUAUACGCGGAUCGGCAUGAUUGGGGCAGUAGCAGUACCAUCACAUCUAGUUUGGGAUCGACGGCAGCUUCGGUAACAUCGUCACAGUCAAACUGCGGGGAAAAAACUUGUGCUAUCGAACGAUCUUACUUGGAAUCCCUAGCAAUACCAGAACUAAGAGAACAAGCUGCGGAGUGGAAAAGCUCUUUGCAAAUAGCAGGCGAAAACCUAGCACGAUGUUUACGUGCAAGAGAUCGUCUGUACCGACAACAAAAGAAGCUUUGCGCGGCGUUUACUAUUCUCCUGCGUCAUAUUACCGGCGAUACGAACGCUCGCUUCGGCGUGCCUUCGGGUGCGGAAGGGCCCGGCGAAGGUGGUUUUGCGGAGUGGCUCCACGCUAUGCGUCUUGUAGCUCGCCUACCUGCCGGAGUACCACAACAUUUUCGCAGGAAGCUAUGGCUGACGUUGGCAGAGCGACACUUGACCGCCCGGGGCAUCGACUGGCCGGCUGCCGAGCGAGGCUGUUUCCGAGGCACCACCCAACCCGAUGAUACUGAACUUAGCGCUCAGAUUCUUAAGGAUCUUCAUAGAACGGGUUGUUCUCUCUUUUGUGGAGCAGAAGGUCGGGAGAAUCAGGCAAUGCUGCGUAGAGUAUUGUUAGCGUAUGCGAGAUGGAAUAAGGAUGUCGGUUAUUGCCAAGGUUUUAAUAUGUUAGCAGCUAUAAUUUUAGAAGUUAUGGAAAAAUCUGAAUCUGAUUCUUUAAAGGUUAUGGUAUAUUUAGUAGAAGCUGUGUUGCCUGAGGGUUAUUUUGCUGAUGAUUUACGCGGUCUAUCGGCCGAUAUGGCUGCUUUUAGAGACCUAUUAAGAUUAAGACUACCCCGCCUAGCUCAACACAUGGAUCAUUUGCAAAGGAUAUCAGAUGGUGGUGGAGUGGAGCCUCCUUUGCCAGAUGUAUUUACAAUGCAAUGGUUUCUUACAUUAUACGCCACAUGGUUACCUCGAGAGUCUUUGCUGAGGAUUUGGGACCUUAUCCUGCUGGAUGGCAAUGAGAUCUUGUUACUCACCGCCCUUGCUAUUUGGGAUAUGCUACAGGAUCGUAUUCUAUCAGCGCGAUCAGCAGAUGAGUUCUACAGUUGUAUGGGCGGUGGUGUUGGGGCAGUUUGGGAAGCAGGCGAAUCGCUCGUAGCAAGGGUGGUCGCUUUCAACUCCGCUCCUGAACUGCCACGGUUGAGGAGCCUGCAUAGAUACAGAGUCACCCCACCAGCACCGCCAAUCGCCCCACCUGUAUACCAUCCACCUUUACAAUCGGCAAUGCAAUCGGUGACAAAGCGUGGUUUGCGUCUGUUUUAUUCUGAAGAUGAAGGUGACUCGAGUGAUGAUGGAAACAAAAUGGCCUUGGCUACGGUCCUGCCUAGGCGCGAAGACCGUUCUGGUGCUGGUGAUAGGCUAUCGUUGGAUAUUGGUGCACUUAAGAGGCAAUAUGCUCGUCUUCGAGAACGGCAACGUCAAGCUCAUGUCAUUUUAGCGGCUGCAUGCGCUCGUCAUGCUGCAGUUGGUGUUCCUACAUCUCCCACCUCACUCACAGUCAACAAUUUACUCUUAGGAAAGAGCGCUAUAGUUAGUUCAAGAGGUCGAAGGCUGGGUCCACCGCCAGGUGCGAUACCACCAUCCAGGCAAACAACACCUAUAAAAGAUAAACCGGAAGAACAGAAGCAAAUAAUUACAGACGACACGAUUAGUUGGGAAGAAGAGAAAACUCGCAAGUCUUUAAAUAGAAGAAACUCUGUAAAGUGGAAAGACAUUAAAAAAGAAAAAACAUUAGAACUAACCAGAAAAGCUUCAAUAGAUUUAGAUGAAAUUGGAGACGGAGUAAUUGUGUCCGAAUUAGAAGCUAAUGAACUAAUAGCUUCAAUUAGAUCUCGUAGCUCUAGUGAAAGCUCGACAUAUUCUUCUCGUUCGGAGUCCAGUACAGAUACGAGCCUUUGUGAUGAAAAUGAGAAAGUGAGUGAUUCUGAGUCAGAGUUACCCAAAGAAGAAAAAGAAAAUAAAAGUCAUAGCUUAAAAAAUAAGAAACAUUCGGCAACAUCAAACAAUGCAAUACGUAAAGAAGAGAAAUGUAGUCCUCCAAAUCUAGUUAAAGAAUCCAUAGAUGCGGGUUCAUCUGAAACUGAGAAAAAUAUUGAUCUUGAAGAUAAAAAUGUAAAAGAUAUUACUGAAUAUCUUGAUUCUGCUGCUGGUGAACCAUUGCGUAUUUAUAUAGAUGGUUUUGAUUCAAAAUUAAAUGAUACCAACAUUAUAAGUUCUGAAGAAAAAUCAAGUGCUCCAUUAAGUCCAUUCAAAUGUGUUCGGCAUCAUCGAAUAGAAUAUGAAAGAAAUGAUCCUUUUCAUCGACCAGAAUAUGAAGAAAGGAGAUACCAAAAAAAUGCUAACCUCACAAAGAGUAAUAAGAUAAUGGAAUUAGGUGCUAUCGAUUUAUCUCCUUGUCACUGUGUUGUUGAACAUGGAGCAACAUAUUAUACAAACGACAGACGACCAUCGACAUCAAAGUCAACUGUUUUAACUUCAAGACCACCUGACAUAAUUGACAGUUUUGCCAUGUAUCCUAAUUUUGUUCCUGAUAUUGAUUUAUCUGACAAAAAUAUUUCUGAUCCUGAAAGUCUACCCGAUAGCCCAGGUUCUGAAAGUCUCAUUGUAAGUGAAGAUGAACCUCCUAUUCAGUUAAAAAUUGAUAAAUAUUUUGAACACAGUCCAGAGUUUUUUGGGGCAAGGUUAACCGAUCCUUAUAAUUUUGAUAUUCCAAGUAGACGUGCUAUCAAGAGAAAUUCACGAUUACCCAAAAAACCAGACUCUCUAACAUUGCAAAACAGUCAUAAUGAAAGAGCCUUAAAAAACGAUUCUGAACGAGCUUCUUCCUUACCACAAACUCAUACAUUUGUGUGCAAAAAAUCUGUAAGUCCUGACCCAAGAGAGGAAAAGACAAUUGGGGUACCAAUGACAGAUGUUGGACAAUUAAGUUUAAACAAAAACCUAUCUAACGAUCCUAAGCAAGCAAUAUUAAAACAAUCAUCUCCAGAUAAUAAUACACAUUUUUCGAAGGAACACGUUUUACGUUCUGGACGAAAAAACAGUGAAAGGGCUCUUCAAAUAAUUCAAGAAAACUCACAAAUACUCAGCAGAAUAUUAACAAAACAAAACAUUUCAGCUGCACUAAACAGUCAGUUACAAGAUAGAAAAAGUAUAGAAGACACAAUUAACAGAAAAAUCAAAGAUAAUAUCACUCCCACGAAACCAUCUGAAACAAAAAUACUUGAUUCACCCUUACUGAAAGAAUCUACGUCCGAUUCUUUGAUUGGUGGCAUCAAAAGGACUUCUAAUAACGAAAUAUCCGAUAAAACUGAUUUUCUAAGAGUAAGACCAAUUUCGAUCGAUGAUCCAUUUUCAUUUGAAGUGAGAAAUUCUCUUAAAGAAUCUGAUGAAUUUGGAUUAAAAAAUAUUAAGACUCCUAGCAUUGAAAGUCUCGGCAACAAAACAGAUUUGUAUGGUUGGGAAAAUAAGGGUUUUUUAGCAAAAUGUGACUAUAAAAGCAAUUUAGGUCAAAAAGAUACCCUUGAUGAUGAAUACAAACGAAAAGGUAGUAAUGUUUCGAUGCAAAGUGACACGCAAAACAAGACCCAGCGAGCGACUGAUGAGUGGGCGCGAUAUUCUUUUUCUAGUGACUCAUCAAAGAUAUCUGUUACACAACCAUCCUUAGAAAUUAAAGAUACGUCAACUUAUGAAAAAAUAUUUACUUCAGAUGAUUACAACUAUCCUCUUUCGACAUCAACAAAAUACAAUGAUUUUCGUUCAUCGAAAUACGAUGACGUUGUUUGCAAAAUUGAAGACCAGAGUCCAAAAAAUUUUGAAAGUGUAUUAAAAACAGAAUAUAGUGUUAACACAUUUAGUGAUUUUUCAAAUAGAGUCACUUCUUCUAUUAGUUUCACAUGCGAACCCUCUGUAGAUGAUGAUUCUCCUAUGGGUGCAAAAAGUAACUCUAGCGAUACAUUAUGCCAAAUUACAUCGUUAGAUCAGGUAUCUACACCGAUAUCACCGAAAAUUUUUCCGAAUAGAGAAACACCAACACUACCUAAAGAUCCUACAGAGAAAGGUGACAAAACGAAAUUCGACUCCGACGACACAUCUAGUGCUAUAACCUCGCUCCUGGAGACAGACACACUGUCUUCGCUUUCUUAUCCACGUAGCCCAUCAACCGGGUCUUACCAUCCGUUUCCAACUCGACCAGCGAUGCGUUUGCCAAAGGAUCUAGGAAUAAGAUUGGGUAUGUAUCCGAAAGAAACGAUUAGUUCCCCACAAAAAUAAGACCCGUAUCGAUGAAGACAAAUUUCUUUUAUACUUUCAUGUAAAAGAAUAUAAUUUUAUUGAGUAUUUUGUACGCAUUUUUGUUGGAGUGCGGCUUAGUUAAAAUGUUUAGAUAAGAUUUUUGACUGAUUUAUUUUAUUGAUUGUUAUAAUAAUGCCCAGCCAGUGUUUUGGUGAAAAACAAUUAGCGCUUUAAAUUGUAUUAUAAGAUUUAAAAACAUGUUGUUUAUAUUAUAAAGAAAAUCGCUUUAUGGCUUAUUUGGAAUACGAACAGCUUCAUAGUCAUUUGUAAAACCGGAAAAAAACUGAAGCAAUUUGUAUUCUACUUGAGCUUUAAAAUAAUGUAGGAAAAAAACUAAACAAACACGUUGCCUUGACACCCCUGUAAUGUUAUAAAAAUUCUGCGCAAUAUUUGUACUGUAAGAUAAUAAAAUAGUUAACUUGUUUCAAGUCAAUAUAAUUCGUGGCAAUUAACUAUUUGUAUAUGGCCCUAGAGUAAUAAAUUCUAUCUUCGCAAAAUUAUAAGCAGAAUAUUAAAAGAUAAUAAUU
Molecule: messenger RNA, 5117 nt
Organism: Pararge aegeria (speckled wood butterfly)
Lineage: Eukaryota; Metazoa; Arthropoda; Insecta; Lepidoptera; Nymphalidae
Exons: 14
Coding region: 1-4569 (1522 amino acids)
Cellular component (GO): endoplasmic reticulum
Source: RefSeq, a predicted model, not a curated record